This is a messenger RNA of Vicia villosa (hairy vetch), 999 nucleotides long. RefSeq names its product putative F-box/LRR-repeat protein 9. The coding region runs from base 1 to 999 and encodes 332 amino acids. The record is from RefSeq and is a predicted model, not a curated record. Gene Ontology annotation, molecular function: protein binding. Lineage: Eukaryota; Viridiplantae; Streptophyta; Magnoliopsida; Fabales; Fabaceae. The transcript is spliced from 2 exons.
AUGGCACCGUCGGUUAAGAAAUCUAAAGGUGAGAGCACAAGAAAACCAAAUUGGCUUGAACUUCCAAUAGAUUUGAUCAAAAACAUAUUGCAAAGACUUGAUAUAGUUGAAAUUUUAACAAUUGCAUGUUAUGUUUGUCCUCUGUGGUGGAACAUAUGCAAGGAUCCAUUAAUGUGGCGUAUCAUUCACAUUAGUAAUAUCGAACUUAUACCAUUGAACUUGUGUUGUUUGGAGAAAAUUAUUCGUCGUGCUGUUGAUCUAAGUUGCGGUCAUCUCGAAGAUAUUGCUAUUGAGUUAUUUUGUACCGAUGACCUCCUCAAAUAUAUCGCUCAUCGGGCAAGUAACCUAAGGCGAUUAAAAAUAGCAGACUGCAAUAAAAUUUCAACUAAAGGGUUGAUUGAAUUUGUGAAGAUGUUUUCAUUAUUAGAGGAGCUUCACAUUUCAUUUAAGCAUUUAUCUAAGAACUCUAUCGAAGUAAUUGGUCAAUUUUGUCCUCUUUUGAAGUCACUUAAUCUUGUGGCGCCGGAAUAUGCUCACUUUGAUUUUAAUGAUGAGGUAUUUGCUAUUGGAAAAACAAUGCCUGGACUACGCCAUCUUUCAUUUUCUAGAAUUGUGUUUAUGAAUGAUGAGUUGUUUUCCAUUCUUGAUGGUUGCCCUCUUGUUGAAAAUCUUGACUUGCAAUAUUGUCAUGUUCGUGAUUUGAGUCCAAGUAUGGAAAAAAGGUGCCGUGAGCAACUCAAAGAUUUUCGACUUCCAAAAAAUAAUAAAUUUAUGAAAUAUGGUAAUUAUUUCGACAAUGAUGAAGAUGAUUUUUAUUAUACGUCCAUUGAAGAUUAUCUAGAUGAUGAUUGGGAGAAAGAUUUUAAAUUUGCGGCUAGAAUGAAGUUGCAUCAAGAUUUUAACCAUCUAGGUCAGUAUUGUGUUCCAGAUUGGGCUAUCAAUUUGGGCUUACGACAUGAGGAUAUUACAAAUAUCAAUUUGAUUCUACUUUCACUUUAA